CUGCUCCAGACUCCCCUGGCAGCUCCUCAGCUCCCUGCGGCUCUUCAGCGUCAGCCUGAAAUUACCCAGACUCUCCUCCAGAGUGAGCCCGUGAGCUCUCAGUCCUCAUUAGACCCUUCAUUUCUUGCGGCUAAACCGGAGGCCACAGAAAACUCAGAGGCUGACAGUGAGGAGGAGAUUAACCGAAGGACUGAAGAAUGCCUCAAGCAGUCUUUGAGUGAUAUUUGCAUGGAGCCCGCCGCCAGGCUGUGCCUGAGCGAGUUUGCAGUGGUUCAGAAGUCCGUGCAGCUGAUAGGUGCUGGGGAAGAUGCUCUCAGCAUACGGGUCCUGGAGGAUGCCCACAGGGUGGACAUAAAGGGCCUGAGCAGUUGCACUUGCCACUUCAGCCAGGUCUUCUAGCUGACCUGUUGGCACAUCCUAGCUGUCCUGAAUUUGGACAGGAAGACUUUGCAGCCAGAGAUGCUCAGUAGACAGUGGUGGAAGGGAUGUGAUGCCUAUCAGGUUGGGCAAGACAGUGCUGAUGGCCUCUUGGAGGUCCUGAAGAGCUCCUGGAAUGAUCUGGAUAAAUCCCUGGUAGUGUUGUUCCUCACAGCGGAGAUCAGGUGACUUCUCACCCACUGCAGUGGGGAGGAGUUUGAGCACAGGUACAGGACCCUCUGGGAGCUGGCUGACAGCUGGAUUGGGCCCUAGGUCGAGGUGAAGCUCUAGCACCGAGCAGGAGCUGAGCUGGCUGCUCUGUGUGCAGGUCCUCGGGAGCAGCAGGGCAGCAGAUGUGCAGGAGGCCUGUUCAUUUCUCCACUGGUGUCCCGGUUUCCCCCUCUACUCCCCUCAGCCUGUCACACCCUCAGGGCUUGGCAUGGAAGGGGUAGUUUGGGCCCUUUAUCUGCCAAGCAAUUGUUGCCUUUUGCACGAGGCAGCUGAGGAACCGGAUUGGGAACUCAAGAUAGCACUGGAAUGGGUAACCAGACACUGACCUGGCUAACAGGAGAUGUGGCUGGGAGCCAGCCACGGGUGGUGCGGCGUGGGAGGUGAUGGUAUAAUAACAUGUGACAAAAUUAUUUGAUCUGUGGCCAGCGCCUGCAGGUCCUUCCAGCAUCCAGCUGUGAUGUGUUGUGCAACAAAGCCAAUAAAUUGGUGCUGUAUCACUCCA
Phalacrocorax carbo (great cormorant) is the source of this 1150-nucleotide messenger RNA. Lineage: Eukaryota; Metazoa; Chordata; Aves; Suliformes; Phalacrocoracidae. The record is from RefSeq and is a predicted model, not a curated record.